Neomonachus schauinslandi (Hawaiian monk seal) is the source of this 1320-nucleotide messenger RNA. RefSeq names its product zinc finger and SCAN domain-containing protein 29-like. Gene Ontology annotation, biological process: regulation of transcription by RNA polymerase II. The record is from RefSeq and is a predicted model, not a curated record. The transcript has 5 exons. Lineage: Eukaryota; Metazoa; Chordata; Mammalia; Carnivora; Phocidae. Gene Ontology annotation, molecular function: RNA polymerase II cis-regulatory region sequence-specific DNA binding; DNA-binding transcription factor activity, RNA polymerase II-specific. Bases 1 to 1320 code for a protein of 439 amino acids.
AUGGAGACUGAUAAAUCUAAUACCAAAGUCAGUGCUAUCAAGGAUGAGUUUCUAGAGCCCAGAGAGGAUACUGUAUUAAAGCUCGUCUUAGGAAGAUGGGAGCAGGAGGAAACCCCACAGAGCGCAGAUCUUCAGCGCCCCAGAGAGGAGGAAAGCGCCAGGGACUCCGCAGCGGGUGGGGGAAGAGUCCAGCCUGGCCCCUUGCCCAUCGCAAGAAAAGCCAAGACCUGGGAGGUGCUGGAGUGGCAGGGCCUGGAGGAUGAGAAGGUGGCAGGUGUGCACCGGGACUAUGAGGAAACCAAGAUUUUUUUGGGAAUUCUCAGUGAGUCCUGGAUCCGUGAGAAAUUGCGCACCUGCCACCGGAACCGCCAGGUGUACCGGCUGGUGGCCAAGCGGCUACGCGAGCGCGGCUUCCCGCGGACCCUGGAACAGUGUCGCUACCGCUUCAAAAACCUCCAGACCCACUACCGCAAAGCCAGGAGCAGCCGGGCGCCGGGCACCUGCCCCUUCUACCAGGAGAUGGACGCCCUGAUGAGCCCCUGGACCCUUGCCGGCACCUUUGACGCCUUAGAGGAUUUCCGGUUCCCCAGCCAGAUGGGGUCUCGAGGCUGGAGAGAAGUGAAGAGCUUUGGAAUGACGAUCUCUGGGACUUUUGGGAAACUUCCUGUUCAGAGAAUCCCCACCGGGGAGAAGCCCUACAAAUGCCCUGAAUAUGGGAAGGGCUUCAGUGAUCCUUCUAACCUCACAUCACAUCAGAGAGUCCACGCUGGAGAGAAGCCCUAUAAAUGUGGGGAGUGCUGGAAAAGCUUCAGCCAGAGCUCCAGCCUUACUAUGCACCAGAGAGUCCACACAGGGGAGAAACCCCAUAAGUGCAGCGAGUGUGGGAAGAGGUUCACCAAUAGCUUGUGCUUCAGUGCACACCGGCAAACACGUGCAGGCGAAAAACCCUACCAGUGCCCCGAGUGCAGGAAAAGGUUCAGCAAGAGUUCCACGCUCACCAGUCAUCAGAGGAUCCACACAGGAGAGAAACCCUAUGCAUGUCUCGAGUGCGGGAAAAGUUUCAGCGACCACUCAAACCUCAUUACCCACCGGCGAAUUCACAGUGGAGAGAGACCCUAUGAAUGCGGGGAGUGUGGGAAAAGCUUCAGUCAGAGCUCCAGUCUCAUCAUCCACCAGAGAAUCCACACCGGAGAGAAACCCUAUGAGUGUGCUGAAUGUGGGAGGCGAUUCAACAACAGCUCACAUUUUAGUGCGCAUUGGAGGACCCAUGUGACAGAGGCUCGAAGUGUAGUAGGAAUGUCUUUAAAGCACCAAGUCUAA